UUAUUUGUUGCCAGCAAUCAGCGCGACGAGGCCAAGCGCAUGGAGUGAAGCCUACAAAACGGCAAAGGAUUGCGAAAUAAGAGUGAAAACUUAAGCAAAAGUAAUUGCAGUUGCAUAUUUAAAGAUUUUCAGCUGAAGAAAUUAACUUAAACCGGCGCAAAAUGCAGCAUCAUAAAGGAUUAAUCUGCCCAAUCACGCUCUGCCUGCUGCUGCUGCUGCUGGGCAACAAUUGUCGCGCUGCCAAGAUACUCGUCCUGUUUCCACAUGCCAGCGAAAGUCACUUUGCUGUGAUGCGCACCCUGGUCGCCGAGCUGGCCGGCCGGGAGCACAAUGUAACUGUUUACGGCAGCCACGGGCUGGGCGAGCGCCUGGAGCGCGUGGCAGAGACUGUCGUCGCGCCGGAAUAUGACUUCUGGAGCAACUUGCAACAGCAUGCAGCAGCUGGCGGCAGCCUGGAGGACUUGGCCCGCUUGUCGGACAGCGAGCUGCGCAGCUCCUUGGCCCAGGUCGGCGCGCAGGCUUUGGAACACUUUCUGGCGCAGCCCACGUUGCAGGCUUUGCUGCAGCUGCCCAGCGCCGAGUUUGACUUCGAUGUGAUUAUUGUCGACUAUUUUUACACGGAGGCGCUGCUGGCGUUGGGCUAUAAGCACAAUAAGCCCACCAUCGGCAUUGUUAGCACGGAUUUCGGCAAUUAUAUGAAUGCGGUGCAGGAGGCGUUGGUGCCCGUCGCCUGUUCACCCAUCGAUUUUGAGGCGUAUACGCCGGAGCUGGGUUUCUCGGCGCGCUUGGCCAUUAUACGCGAAUGUAUUUCGCGACGCAAACAAUUUCACAAGGAACACUAUGCGGCACAGGAGCAAUUAAUGCACAAACAUUUUAAAAUUGCAGCCAAUGUGCCGGAACUUCAGGCACAUCAUUUGGCUUUGUUGCUGCUGAAUACUCAUGUGCCCCUGUGGACGCCACGCCCGUUGGUGCAGCAAAUUGUGCCCGCUGGUGGACUGCACAUACGCGGACCGCGCGAAUUGCCCUGGAAUGUGAAGCGCUAUGCGGAGGAGUCUCGGGACGGCAUCAUCUACAUGCAGCUGGGCAAUGAACAGCUCUGCGGUCAGCUGCCCAAAGAGAAGCUGCGCAUACUCUUUGAGUUUAUUGGGGGGCGGAAGGAGCGUUUCAUUUGGACCUGCCACGAUGUGACGACGCUGGAGGGUCUGCCCAAAAAUGUGAUGAUACAGCACGGAGUGCCACAGAUUGACAUUUUGGCGCAUCCGCGUGUGCGCGCAUUUAUUAUGAAUGGAGAUCUGUUGAGCCUGCAGGAGGGCAUUAUGCGUCAUGUGCCCAUGCUGGGUUUGCCCAGCUUCCAGAAUGAACGCAAGAACAUGCAGUUGGCUGUUGGCCUGGGCGUCGGCCUGCAGCUGGAUCAGAGCAACUUCACCAAAGCCGCUCUCGACUGGGCACUGGACGAGCUCACGACGCAACAGCACUAUCAGCAUGCCAUUCGCGAGGUGUCCAGCGAGUUCCGGGAUAGACCGUUGGGCGCCUUGGCCAACGCCAUGUUCUGGGUGAACUAUGUGGUGCGGCAUAAGGGCGGCGCUGCGAUCAGAACACGCGGCAUAGAUAUUGCGUCGAAUCAUUUGCAUUUAUUUGAUUUGUUUGUUUUUUACUUUGGUUUGGCGAUUGUUAUAUGCGCCGUUUUGGUAGCCGUCUACUUCGGAGUAGUGUAUGCCCUGCAAAGAAAACGUAACGAUGCAAAAUUAUCAAAGUUAAGUUAGAUUUUAGUUGAAAAUUAAUAAAUCCCAAUGAGAACUAA
Molecule: messenger RNA, 1801 nt
Organism: Drosophila montana
Lineage: Eukaryota; Metazoa; Arthropoda; Insecta; Diptera; Drosophilidae
Gene: Ugt317A1
Product: UDP-glycosyltransferase family 317 member A1
Exons: 5
Coding region: 162-1763 (533 amino acids)
Molecular function (GO): UDP-glycosyltransferase activity
Source: RefSeq, a predicted model, not a curated record